This is a messenger RNA of Myripristis murdjan (pinecone soldierfish), 4379 nucleotides long. It is a transcript of the gene nudt9, whose product is annotated as nudix (nucleoside diphosphate linked moiety X)-type motif 9. NCBI's taxonomy places the organism in Eukaryota, Metazoa, Chordata, Actinopteri, Holocentriformes, Holocentridae. The record is from RefSeq and is a predicted model, not a curated record. Bases 66 to 1106 code for a protein of 346 amino acids. The transcript is spliced from 8 exons. Gene Ontology annotation, molecular function: ADP-ribose diphosphatase activity.
GUUGCGCACUUCCUGGUUACUUGUGCUGCAUGUUGUGGUUGCUGCACCAGAGGCUGGAUUGAUUUAUGUAUCUCAGGGGAAUGGUACUGGCCGGUCUUGGACGACACUGGAUCGGUCGGAUUCGUCUAGCGCUCGCUCUUCUCGGACUGCCGUGUACCGUGUGCACACCCGGAAUCAGGCCCGCCAUCUCCUGUUCACCCAGUCAGUGCUUCGCUACCAGUACCUGCCACCUCUACACGACCAGUGUCGGAACAAUGCCAUCUGCAGUAUGCCCACACAUCAAAUCCAGAUGCCCCGUGUACCCGGGCUCCAAAAUCAAGCGCUUCUCAGUGCCUGAUGACAAGGUGUCCUGGGGUCAGAGCUGGCCCCAGUACAGCCCCGUCAGCUACACCGACCCCUCCAUAACAAAGAAACCAGCAUGGGCAGAUCUGGAUGUUGGCGCUUUCUCUCCAAAAUUCAACGCUCUGGACGGCAAAGUUGACCGGACAAGUUUCGAAGGCAACUACACCGUGGAAAAGGGCAAGCCACUAAAUCCUCGUGGGCGCACGGGAGUGACGGGGCGAGGCUUGCUGGGACGAUGGGGACCCAACCAUGCAGCAGAUCCAAUUGUCACCAGGUGGAAAGUAGAUGCCAAAGGAAAAAAGAUCUCUCACCCAGCAUCCAAAAAGCCUGUCUUGCAGUUUGUGUCCAUCAAGAGAAAAGACUGUGGGGAGUGGGCCAUUCCAGGGGGCAUGGUGGAUCCAGGGGAGCUGGUUUCUCUCACCCUGCAGCGGGAGUUCUCUGAGGAGGCACUGAACUCACUGGCCGCUUCGCCAGCAGAGCGAGCAAAAAUCCACGAGCGCAUCACCAAGCUCUUCAAAUCCCCGGGGUUUCAGGUCUAUAAAGGCUACGUGGACGAUCCCAGAAACACUGACAACGCCUGGAUGGAGACAGUCGCUGUCAACUUCCACGAUGAUGAAGGCAGCAGUGUGAGCGAGCUGCCAUUGCAAGCGGGCGAUGAUGCCGGACAGGUCCGCUGGGUCGACGUUGACUCGUCGCUCUCCUUGUAUGCGAGUCAUUCUCAUUUCCUCGAGAUGGUCGCGAAGGAGAGGCAUGCCCACUGGUAACCAAGGACAAAUGACUCAAGCCUAACGGAUGGAUGAAGGAAAAAUGAGAGCUAUGUAAGCGCUCUGUCAAAUGUACAUGCUGGAAUUAGGAAUUCUCAUAUGCAAAUAUACAGUACAACUAAGUUAUAUUCUAUAUACAUAUGUGUGUGUGUCUGCCUCGAGCAGGAUGCAUGACACCCAGCCCCGCGUUCAUUCACCUUUUACUAAAUGUACCAUAAUAAUUAAUUAUAAGCAUACGAGCCAAAGCAUAACUUGUGUUAAUGACACUUGAAUUUGAUUGCUUAUAUCCACUGUACAUUACACAACAAAACUUUGCAGUUUCAGGCUGACACAGAUUUUGGCCAGCCUGCUGUCUGCCCAGAGCACCCGGCUUAACUGCUCUGUGUUGCAAAAGGCUCUGAAAUCAAAACUCUUCCACCAGAGUGUCAAAACUGCCAUUCGACUUUUGUCACAACGAGAUGAUCGAGAUUUCCCGAAAAUGGCCUUUGACUUUUUGACUUUGACUUUGCCAUAAAACAUGAAAUGCACCUCAGGGGCACACUUCAUCACAAUCCUAACACUCACCGUUUUUGUUGUACUACUUGGAAAAAGUUGUGAUUGUUGAAGAACAAACACAAUGAGCUGCUGAACAAACACACUGUGUCAACUUUGAUUAAAAUGAAAUGUGAUUCGGCGGUCAUUUUGCUUCACUUUGAUCUUUGCAUUUGGAUAAUGGUGCUGGAGCGUCACCCUGCUCAGUGAGGAAAACCACCAAGAGCUGAGUUGAGGCCAGAAGGACAGACGAGUUUUCAAAUGCUAACAGAUGGCAGAGGCAAAGGCCAUUUCACACUCAGCAGCCUGUCUUUUCAGCAUUUCACAUCAUGUCAUGUCAUGUGAGUGGUGUGUGUACUCAGUGAUCAGGCAUCCAUGGAGAAUCACGCACUAAAUAGCUUGAAUCUGUUAGGAUUUCUGACCCUGCUGCUAACACACGGACAGUCCAGUCAUCGCAAGGCAGAAAACAGAGCUGAGAGAGACAGAGAGAGCUGCGUGACCUGAGUUAGCCUAGAUACAUCGCAUUUGGCGUUGUUUUUUGUUUGUUUGUUUGCACAUAGAAUUAGAGCUGAGGCACACAAGAUGAAUACAAGCGUCCCAUAUGGUGUGAACUGGACAGGGUGGCCAGCCCACACAGACACCUGGCUUUGAAUGUGAGGGGAAAGGAGGGAGUGUGGCUGUGCAAUGUGGUUUGUCAAGUGGCCACCUCUUACAAAAAGUGCUUCAUUGAAUUAGGCACACAACGCCUCCGGGACGCUUAAAGGAACAGUUCACACAAAUGCAAAAAAAAAAAUAUUUUCCCACUUGCCCCUUAGUGCGAUCCAUCCAUCCAGAUAAUUUUUAGGUUUGCAGGCCAGUCUCCUGUCGCCCGAAAACAAUGCGGCUGGAUAGGUGCUGUUUUGUGGAGCUCAAACUGUCAAAAAUUUACAGCGACAGCUCUUUCCAAAAACAUUAACAAGGACACCCAACAGCCAUAUAGAAGAGAAAGUUUUUUUGGGGACUAUUUCUUUCUGAUUCACGUCUGCAAACGUGAAUCAGGUUAGAGGUUCUUGUAGAAGGCCUGGUGUGUCCUGUACCUUUUUCCCAACUGUAGCAGAGAAAAAAACCCCUCUUAUCUGGGUGAUUGGGAUCUUGAAUGAUUCUCCUAACCUUAUUUUUGCAGCACCUGGUAUAAAUAUCCUUUAUUUCCAAAUGGCACUGUCCGCUAUUCUAGCACCCAGCCAAUUCUCUGUGAAACAAAAAGACACCACAGUUCCCAGUGUCCCGCUGGAAACCAAUGCGGGCACCGUGGUCAUGUAGCUCACUAUCCCAGACUUGUACACCGGCCAGCAGAGAAGAUCCAGGCGGCAGGGAUCACAGCCAAUGUUCAGUCCCUGCACGCCCACCUCGGUGCCCCUCCAGUGCCAGGAUGGAUGCAGAGAUGGUCAUGCUUGUCCAUGUUGUCAGGACAGUUGCUGGUGUUUAUCUCCUCCACCUUCUCCUCAAUGUUUACUCCAAUGUUUACAUUUGAAAACCUCAUCUGGCCAGGUAGCAGAUUCGACAUGAGACUGCACAGAGGGACUCAAGUCUUGACCAUUUCACUAUGCUGAUGAGUGUCUCGUUGUCACAUGUUGCUGGGAGAGAGGGAGAUUGCUGCAGACUGGAAACCAUGCCAAAUCACACUGAAACUAUCUUGGAUGGAUAGAGUAGACCUGGAGUAAGUGAGAAAAUAUCUAGUUUUUUUUUUUUUUUUCAAUUUUGGGUGAACUCUUCCUUUUAACAGGAAAUUGCGUCAUUACAGAAUCACCCCCAUUUUUUACCAGCUCCCAUCACUGAGCAGACUAACACUUGUCUGUAUCACAUGCUGUCCAACUUAGCAGUGUGAAGUAAUUAUGCCAGGAACUGUGGGAGGUGGGUGAUCGCCCCAUCCUGCUGCCCAAACUGUUCAGUAAUAUGCCUGCCUGAGCCGUGAGACGGGUCUCUGUGCUCCACACAAGACAAAACAGAGGUAUAUCUGCAUAUAUCAGGCUGUGUAACAUAAUCUUGACCUGCUGAAGAAAGGAUGACUGAGCUCUUCUCAGCAGUGCCUGGCCUCACACCCAUACAGCUUCUGCCGCAGUUUGCUGCUCGGCUAGAGCAGAUGGAGGCUGAGUGUUGUACUCAGGAGCACCGCAGCAGUUGUUGUGGGCGAGGAGAGGAUCCCUCAUUCACUUUCCCAUCCACAAUCUCCCAGCUGGUCCAGAGAUUCAAACCAGAGAAAAGUCCAGCUAACUUUGAUGCCUCAGUAUCGAUUUUCCAUCUCAAGCCGUCUGCUUAAUGUGCUCAUGUCUUGUGGAUAGUGCUCGUAAAAAGAAAUGCGAAAAUGAUGAUGUACGCUUGAGAUGCUCGAUCUGAAAUGACAGUGAUUUGCAUUCGCAGCCCAGUAAACAAUUUUGACUAAACACUGCAAAAGAAUCCACUUGAAAUCAAGGUUUUCAAUUAUGAUUGCACUGGGUUAUUGUCUGUGUGUGUGUGUAGUCUGACCUUGUCUUUUUCAUCGGCCUUAUUUGCAGCUACAAGUAAUUAUGAAUUCUCUCAAGUAGAAAUGUGCACUUUUCUCACGAAAUCUAUGGCUUGAAAAUGCUAAUUCACUUGUCUACACUGUGUAUUGUAUUUAUUGUGUCUUUAGGGCUCUGUCACAUUAGCUGUCUAUAUGUGUGUGUUACAUGAAGUAAUAUGAGACAGUCACAUCAAAUUCAGCAUAUUGUUUAGUGCUUCAAAAAA